AAUAUGUUGAAAAACCCUACCAUCUUAAAAACGCUUCGUUAAACCCCUACUCUCGAAACUCUUUUCAGCUUGCUCUGGUAUUUUUACUCAUCGGAGCAAAUUACAAACAGCCAUAGCUGCUAAGUGAAAAAGAAAAAGAAAAUGGAGCAAGUGGUGGGUGAAAGGGAAGCCGAAGAGUUCACAGUGGUCGCAAGGAAGCCUUACUUCGGUCUCCCAACUGCGUGCCCUAUUUGUUUGCCGCUUUUCAUUUAUCUCAAGCUUGCCCACUUUCCCUUUCGUUUGUCUUUCAAUUCAAUCUUCCCUGAUUCAGAUCAAAUUCCUUAUGUUGAAUCUGGUACUUACGUUGCCUACAACAACGAGAAUAGUGGGGUUGUUGAGUGUUUAAAGAAAGAUGGUAUCGUUGAUCUGGACUCUGAAUUCCAAUCUGCCCCGGAUUGGGUAUCGAUACAAGCUAUGAUUAACUCUUGGUUAGCUGAUGCAUUGACGUACGAACUAUGGGUGGGUACCGAUGGAAGAUCAGCCUACAAGAUUUAUUAUUCUGAUCUUUCAUGGCCAAUAGGAAAAGUUCUUUUCCUAAAGCAAGUGUAUAGUGUUAAACAACGUCUUGGAAUUACUAAAGACAAUGCCGAACACAGAGAAGAUGAGAUUUACAGGAGAGCAAAAAUUGCUUAUGGUGCUCUAUCUACUAAGUUAGGAGAACAGAACUUCCUCUUUGAUGAUAGGCCAUCAAGCUUGGAUGCAACUUUUCUCGGACAUGUUCUUGUCACCCUUCAUGCACUACCUGACACGUCAGUGCUCCGAAGCAAACUCUUGGAGCAUGACAAUAUUGUCAGAUAUGCCGAAAAACUUAAAACAGAGUUGAUAGAGUCUGGUUCAUCAUCUUCUGGUCCACAAUUUCGCUCAGUCCCUUCAUCGUCAACUCCUAGAAAAGGUCCCUCAAAUUGGAGUUCAAAGCCGAAGAGCAAGCCUAAAAGGGAGAAAACAGAGGAGGAGAAAACUUUUAAGAGGAGGGCGAAAUAUUUUCUAGCUGCACAGCUACUCGCGGUUCUGCUUUUCCUCUCUGUGAUGGGCGGUUAUGAUUCUGGCGACCUGGAGCUCGACGACGAAGAUGAAGGCAUCUCUUUCAAUUGAAACAAAUCUCUCAGUUACGGGUACUCAUUACUGACAUUUUUCCCAUUAUUAGUUACAAUGUUAGUGGUCUGUUGAGGUUGAGCUAUUAGUAUUUGCAUUAACAUUGUGGUAAAAAAUAAGAACAUACAUUUAAAGAUAUGAUUUAUACAAUAUUUAGGCAGCAUUUUUUGGUUUGAACCUUUGUAA
Messenger RNA from Gossypium raimondii (Peruvian cotton), 1317 nucleotides. RefSeq names its product mitochondrial outer membrane import complex protein METAXIN. The transcript is spliced from 6 exons. The record is from RefSeq and is a predicted model, not a curated record. NCBI's taxonomy places the organism in Eukaryota, Viridiplantae, Streptophyta, Magnoliopsida, Malvales, Malvaceae. Bases 142 to 1131 code for a protein of 329 amino acids. Gene Ontology annotation, cellular component: SAM complex. Gene Ontology annotation, biological process: mitochondrion organization.